ACCCAACAAGGAGACACACUCAUAAACAGCAGACAGACCGAGAGAGAGUCAGAAAGACACGGGAUCUCAGGGCAACAGCAGUUCAAACAGUGUGGCAGACAGAAACAGAGUUUCAUUGAGAGAAGAUGAUUUAUUAAAGGGGAGGCAAAGUCACACAGACACACUCCAACAGCAAUCACUAAUAAACAUAGAGCAGAAAGGCGAGCAGGAGCAGGCUAAAAACCUAAAUAUUCUAUCAUUAGCUUAAGAGGAAAAGUCUAAUAAGGACACACUCAGUGCACUCUUUGCCCAACAUCUCACACACAUACACUGGUGCUGAGUGUGUGCUACCCAGUCUGAGGAGCCGGGCUGAUACACCCCAACAAGUGGAGCAUCAGGGAGGAAGGAGCAAGCAAGUGGAUGGAUGCCUUUUGCAGACUCAGCGGCCUGGACCCUCUGUGGGACUGGAACCGUACGUGGUACACAGCCAACCCAGACCUGACCCAGUGUUUCCAGAAUACCGUGCUGGUGUGGGUCCCCUGUAUCUAUCUGUGGUUGCUGGCCCCUUUCUACUGUCUUCACCUCUACUGCCAUGACCGCGGACGCAUUCAAAUGUCCUGCCUCUGCACCUCCAAGAUGGCGUUGGGUUUCCUGCUGGCCUCCUUUGGCUUUGUGGAGUUCUUCUACAUCCUGCUGGAAAGGAGCCAGGAGAUCCAGCAGCACAUGGUCUUCCUACUCAGCCCUAUCAUUCGCAGUAUGACUGUGAUCUUAGCCUUAUGCAUCAUCCAGUUUGAAAGAGUUAGAGGUUGUCGUUCCUCUAUAUUCCUCUUCCUAUUCUGGGUCUUGGCUGUUGUCUGUUCCCUGGUGCCGCUCAGAGCAAAGAUCCAGCUGGCCAUGGACGAGGGCAUUGCCUCUGAUAUCGUACGAUACCUCGCCUUCUUCUCCUACUUCACAAUCCAACUGGCCCAGCUCUUCCUGUGUUGUUUUGCUGACCAGCCUCCAGAGGGGAAAACCGUGUUGGAAAAGAAUCCCUGUCCCGUCAAAGAUGCCUCUUUCCUGUCGAAGAUUCUCUUCUGGUGGUUCACUGGGCUUGUUGUGAAAGGAUAUCGCACCCCACUGGCAGCCGAGGACCUGUGGACCCUGAGGGAGGAAGACACAUCAAACAAGAUCAUCUCUGAGCUGCAAGAGGAUUGGACAGCCGAAUGUGCCAAAAUUCAAAAGCAGGAGAAGGAAUUGGCGUCGGGUGUGGCGUUGGGAAGCAGACUGCCAGACCAGGCUCAGCUGCUCAGGAAGCUGCAGAAGGAGCAGAGCUCUGGCUUCUUCCUGCUCAGGACGCUUGCACGAAAUUUCGGUCCAUACUUUCUGACUGGCACCCUGUGUAUCAUAUUCCAUGAUGCCUUCAUGUUUGCCAUACCCCAGGUGUUAAGUCUUCUUCUUGGUUUCAUGAGAGAUGAGGACGCUCCUCUGUGGAAGGGCUACUUCUACGCCACCCUAAUGUUCCUGCUGUCCUGUCUCCAGUCUCUCUUCAACCAUCAGUACAUGUACACAUGCUUCACAGUGGGAAUGAGGGUGAAGACGGCAGUUAUGGGCUUAGUGUACAGGAAGUCUUUAGUGAUAAACAGCGCUUCCAGGAGAACGUGCACUGUGGGCGAGAUCGUGAACCUGGUUUCAGCAGACACUCAGAAGCUCAUGGACUUCGUGGUCUACUUCAACGCUGUCUGGCUGGCUCCAAUUGAAAUAGCGCUUUGUCUCUUCUUCCUCUGGCAGCAUCUUGGACCAUCAGCUUUGGCGGGGAUUGCAACUGUCAUUCUCAUUUUUCCACUCAACGGAUUCAUCGCAAAGAAAAGGAGCAAGCUACAGGAGAUUCAAAUGAAGUUUAUGGAUGGCCGUAUCAGAUUAAUGAACGAGAUUCUUAACGGAAUAAAGAUCUUGAAGUUCUACGCCUGGGAAAAAGCCUUCCUGGAGCAGGUUUUGGGCCAGAGAGAAAAAGAGCUGAAAGCCCUGAAGAAGUCUCAAAUCCUCUAUUCCAUCUCCAUUGCAUCGUUCAACUCCUCUUCUUUCCUGAUUGCUUUUGCCAUGUUUGGCGUCUAUGUGACACUCGACGACAGGAACGUUCUGGAUGCACAGAAGGUUUUUGUCUCGAUGGCGCUGAUCAACAUCCUGAAGACCCCACUCAGUCAACUUCCAUUUGCUAUAAGCACGACUAUGCAGGCUGUGGUUUCACUAAGACGACUGGGAAAGUACCUGUGCUCAGAGGAACUGAAAGUGGACAAUGUCUCAAAGGCACCAUUGAGUUCUGAUGGGGAGGACGUGGCAAUAGAAAACGGCACUUUCAGCUGGUCUGCAGAGGGCCCUCCGUGUCUUAAAAGGAUUAAUGUCCACGUGCCACGAGGUUCCCUUGUUGCUGUGGUCGGCCACGUGGGCAGUGGAAAGUCCUCUUUGUUGUCUGCCAUGCUCGGUGAAACAGAGAAAAGAAGUGGCCGUGUGGCUGUUAAGGGCUCUGUUGCCUAUGUGCCUCAGCAAGCCUGGAUCCAGAAUGCCACAGUCCAAGACAACGUCAUAUUUGGCCGUGAUAAACUGAAGUCGUGGUACAAUAGAGUGCUGGAGGCCUGUGCCCUGAUGCCUGACCUGGAUAUCCUACCUGCAGGAGAUGCUACAGAAAUUGGAGAGAAGGGACUGAACCUCUCAGGUGGGCAGAAGCAGAGGGUGAGCCUGGCCAGGGCUGUCUACAGAAAGGCUGACGUAUACCUCCUGGAUGAUCCGCUGUCUGCUGUUGAUGCACAUGUGGGUCAACACAUCUUUGACAAAGUUGUUGGACCAAAAGGAGUCCUCAGAGACAAGACCCGCAUCCUGGUGACCCAUGGGAUGAGCUUCCUGCCACAAGCUGACCACAUCCUGGUCCUGGUAGAUGGAGAAAUCACAGAGAGCGGCUCAUACCAGGAGCUCCUCAGCCGCCAUGGCGCCUUUGCUGACUUCAUCCACACUUUCGCCAACACUGAGCGAAAAGAGAGCGCCAUACAAAGAGCUGGUUCCAGGCGGUCAAAUGCUCGUCUCAGCAUGGUCGACUUCAUGCCAUUCUCCAGAGACCUGUCACAGGAGCAGCUCAUUGGGGGUGACACCACUAAUACCAACCUUCAAAACAUGGAGCCUGUGUCUGAAACAGACCAGGAACAGGUACCAGAGGACCUGGGCAAACUGACUGUGGUUGACAAGGCUCGCACUGGAAGGGUGAGGUUGGACAUGUACCAGAAGUACUUCAAGACAAUCGGCUUGGCCAUCAUCAUUCCCAUCGUCUUCCUGUACGCUUUUCAGCAGGGCGCCUCACUGGCUUACAACUACUGGCUCAGCAUGUGGGCUGACGAUCCUGUUGUUAAUGGCACUCAGAUCGAUACAGACCUAAAACUGACUGUUUUUGGAGCACUGGGCUUUGUACAAGGUAUUGCCAUCUUUGGUACAACUGUGGCCAUCUCAAUCUGCGGCAUCAUCGCCUCUCGCCACUUGCACAUGGACCUUCUGAACAACGUGCUGCACUCGCCGAUGUCUUUCUUUGAGUGCACGCCCAGCGGCAACCUGCUCAACCGCUUUGCCAAAGAGAUUGACGCCAUUGACUGCAUGGUCCCCGACGGUUUGAAGAUGAUGCUGAGCUACGUUUUUAAACUCAUGGAGGUCUGCAUCAUCGUGCUGAUGGCUACACCUUUUGCCGCAGUGAUCAUCCUGCCUCUGGCCUUCCUUUACGCCUUUGUUCAGAGCUUCUACGUUGCCACAUCCUGUCAGCUGCGGAGGCUGGAAGCUGUGAGCCGCUCACCCAUCUACACUCACUUCAACGAGACGGUGCAGGGCGCCAGCGUCAUCCGGGCCUUUGGCGAGCAGACCAGGUUCAUUCAGCAGGCCAAUAAGAGGGUUGACUUCAAUCAGACAUCCUACUUCCCUCGAUUUGUGGCGACUCGGUGGCUGGCCGUGAACCUGGAGUUUGUUGGUAAUGGUGUGGUCUUAGCUGCUGCUAUUCUCUCAGUGAUGGGAAGAAGCACCCUGAGCCCAGGCAUCGUCGGUUUGGCUGUGUCACACUCCCUCCAGGUGACUGGAAUCCUUAGCUGGAUUGUGAGAUCCUGGACUGAUGUGGAAAACAACAUUGUUUCUGUGGAGAGAGUCAACGAGUAUGCUGAUACAGCUAAAGAGGCCAGUUGGAGCAUAGAGGGCAGCUCCUUACCCCCAGCCUGGCCCCAAAGAGGCACUCUAGAGUUCCAGGACUACGGGCUGCAGUAUCGCAAAGGCCUUGAGUUGGCUCUGAAGGGAAUUACCUUGCAGAUUCAUGAAAGAGAGAGAGUUGGAAUUGUGGGUAGAACCGGAGCAGGAAAGUCCUCACUUGCCUUGGGAAUCUUCAGGAUCUUAGAGGCAGCAAAGGGAAAGAUCUUUAUCGAUGGAGUCAACAUCGCAGACAUUGGACUCCAUGACCUCAGAUCCCGCAUUACAAUCAUCCCUCAGGACCCCGUGCUGUUCUCCGGCUCCCUCCGCAUGAACCUUGACCCCUUUGACACCUACACUGAUGAGGAGGUGUGGCGUUCUCUGGAGCUCGCUCAUCUGAAAAACUUUGUGUCUAAUCUUCCUGACAAACUGAACCACGAAUGCUCAGAGGGAGGAGAAAACCUCAGUCUGGGUCAGCGACAGCUGGUUUGCCUGGCCAGGGCCUUGCUGAGGAAAACCAAGAUCCUGGUUUUGGAUGAGGCUACAGCUGCUGUGGACCUGGAGACAGACACACUCAUCCAGUCAACCAUUCGCACACAGUUUGAAGACUGCACUGUCUUGACCAUUGCUCACCGCCUUAACACUAUCAUGGACUACACCAGAGUGAUCGUCAUGGACAGAGGCCACAUUUCUGAAAUGGACUCUCCGGCCAACCUCAUUGCACAGAGGGGACAGUUCUAUCGGAUGUGCCGGGAAGCUGGGCUGGUCUAGGUCACCUUUGUGCUUCGUACCUCGGAGCUGGUGUCCUGUAUACAUGUGGCACCUUAUUUGUGUGGCUUUCACACACACGUUCAAUCUCGCCAUUCCAAGCUUUGUGGCAGCUCAAACGCCUCUCCAUGAGGGCAUUGUCAAUGAAUCUACAGAGCAGCUGCAGUUGCAGCCCCUUUACAUUGGUUUUCAACACACAGAUAUGCUGUUCUUAACCUCAGACGAUGAAGAUUCAAAAGAAAGCGACAGUGGACGGUUGAGAAUCUUAAAACUUUAACGAUUGUAUAUAGAGAAGUUGAGUCCAUUUAUUUCAUUAAAGGAUUUAGCCAGGAGCUGGAAUGAAAGAGCCACACAUCUUAAAGAUGUCCAUUCUCUUUUUGAAUGGGAGCUAUAUUAUUUUUGUAGUUUUUUGUAAGUUUAAUGAAGCACAUGACAUAUUAUUGAUGUUGUCUCAGGCUUUAAUUUUGAUGUUUACUCUUAAGCCUUGUGUACCAAAAAGGGGAAAUUUUGUAAUUGUAAAUUGAUUGAAAUCAAUUUUGUCUUCUUGUCCCAGAAACUGGGACAAAAAAUAGUUUGACACACUAACCUUUAAAAGGUUCACCCCUGGCAAACACAGGGAAAGUGAGGUUUUCACUGCUUUAAAAAUCAGAGCUUGAGGGAGCCAAUACGAAGUUUUUAUAAGUCAGGGAAAUGAGGGAAACGUUGAAGUGAGCCAAGACACUAGCAGCUGUCCAACUAUAGUGUGGUUGUUGUUUAUUUCUGUCAAAGUCAAGUCAAUGGAGCCUUGCUGGUUAGAUUUAACCUGACACCGGUAGUGAAAGCCACAAUGAAUGAAGAGAAUGCCUCUUCAAAACAAUGGAGAUAAAUCUCUCAGUGAUUGUCUCUCGGCCUCCACCGCACAACUGAGACCAUACACACAUAAGGAGAUAAAAAAAGUAUCUUUUUUUUUUUUUGGUGCUGACAUAACAGACUGUAAAUAGUCCACGAUGAACUUUACUCUCAAUUCGAAGGAAGAACCCAAUGAACUUUCAAAGAGAAGAGGCAUUUCCUGUUUUUUUGUCUUACUGGUUUAGACAAUAUAUAUUCAAAGAAAAACCUGAAAGUUUAUUUAUGUUAUGUGACAAAAUGUAUUAAGUGUCCUUAGAAAUAAAGGGAUUGUUUUAUAUUUAUACUUUUUAUAACAAGCUUGUUCAUUUUUCAUUGACCAUUUAUUAUUGAUGUACUGUCUUGAUAGAUUCCUCAUGCUGGAUAAUAAAAUGUAUCAGAAACUACUGUGUGGUUAUGUUUUCAUUUAAGGUCAUGAUGAGCAAUAUGAUCUGUAAAAAAUAAAAUCAUCUUAAUAAAUAGUCAUGAUCCUGUUGGGAAA
This is a messenger RNA of Labrus mixtus (cuckoo wrasse), 6295 nucleotides long. RefSeq names its product ATP-binding cassette, sub-family C (CFTR/MRP), member 6a (gene abcc6a). The record is from RefSeq and is a predicted model, not a curated record. Bases 400 to 4932 code for a protein of 1510 amino acids. The transcript is spliced from 31 exons. Gene Ontology annotation, molecular function: ABC-type transporter activity; ATP hydrolysis activity; ATP binding. Gene Ontology annotation, biological process: transmembrane transport. NCBI's taxonomy places the organism in Eukaryota, Metazoa, Chordata, Actinopteri, Labriformes, Labridae. Gene Ontology annotation, cellular component: membrane.